Homalodisca vitripennis (glassy-winged sharpshooter) is the source of this 360-nucleotide messenger RNA. RefSeq lists its product as uncharacterized. The transcript has a single exon. The coding region runs from base 1 to 360 and encodes 119 amino acids. Lineage: Eukaryota; Metazoa; Arthropoda; Insecta; Hemiptera; Cicadellidae. The record is from RefSeq and is a predicted model, not a curated record.
AUGGCCGCACAUAUAGAAAUGGUUACAGCUAAAGCGCAGAAGGCUUCUGUGGCACUUAGCAGGCUUAUGCCUAACAAAGGUGGCCCACGAUCCAGUGUAAGGAAAGUGCUUGGCUCGGUGGCGCACUCAGUGAUGCUGUAUGCAGCACCCAUAUGGCAGAGAGCUAUGGACCAUAACCAAAGUAGAAAGAAGCAGGAGCAGACACAACGGAGAGUAGCACUCCGGGUGUCCAGUGCAUACCGGACUGUUUCUACGGAAGAAGCUCUCGUGAUAUCUGGAACAGUACCCAUCAAACUCCAGGUAGAAAAAAGAAUAGCGAAGCGGACAGGAGUUCUGCAGGAAGAAGAGCAUUACACUUGA